This is a messenger RNA of Artibeus jamaicensis (Jamaican fruit-eating bat), 2512 nucleotides long. RefSeq names its product RNA binding motif protein 3 (gene RBM3). Lineage: Eukaryota; Metazoa; Chordata; Mammalia; Chiroptera; Phyllostomidae. Gene Ontology annotation, molecular function: ribosomal large subunit binding; RNA binding. The record is from RefSeq and is a predicted model, not a curated record. Gene Ontology annotation, biological process: positive regulation of mRNA splicing, via spliceosome; regulation of translation. Bases 127 to 615 code for a protein of 162 amino acids. Gene Ontology annotation, cellular component: spliceosomal complex. The transcript is spliced from 7 exons.
ACGUGUAUGAUACGUACACUUUAUUAAGCCUCUUCCCGCGCCCCAACCUCCUCAGUCGCUCUCCUCUUCAACGGUUGCUGUCUAUCUGACCCUUCUACCUAAUUUCCAGGACUCAAAUUCACUGCCAUGUCCUCUGAAGAAGGGAAGCUCUUUGUUGGAGGGCUCAACUUCAACACCGAUGAGCAAGCUCUGGAAGAUCACUUCAGCAGCUUUGGGCCAAUUUCUGAGGUGGUCGUUGUCAAGGACCGGGAGACUCAGCGAUCCCGAGGUUUUGGCUUCAUUACCUUCACCAAUCCAGAGCAUGCUUCAGAUGCCAUGAGAGCCAUGAAUGGAGAGUCUCUGGAUGGCCGCCAGAUCCGUGUAGACCACGCGGGCAAGUCCGCCCGUGGAACCAGAGGGGGUGCCUUUGGGGCCCGUGGGCGUGGUCGAAGCUACUCCAGAGGUGAGUACAAUGGUGGUGGGGACCAGGGCUAUGGGAGUGGCAGGUACGACAGUCGACCUGGAGGAUAUGGAUAUGGCUAUGGAUAUGGAAGGUCCAGAGACUAUGGCGGCAGAAGCCAGGGUGGUUAUGACCGCUACGCAGGAGGAAAUUACAGAGACAAUUAUGACAACUGAGAUGAGGCAUGCGCACCUAAUGUAGAGAGACAUCGAUCGGUUGCCUCCCAUACCCACCCUGGCCGGGAAUUGAACCUCCAACCUUUUGGUGUACGGGACAACGCUCCAAUCGACUGGGCCCCACCGGUGAGGGCUGCAAAUACUUUUCAAGCCCUGGAUCAUGCUUUUACCAAAAGCUAUCUACAAACAUCCUAUAGACAACCCCUGCACUUCAAGUUCCAGAGUAAAUCCCAAGCCCUGCCCCUCCCAACCCAGGCAAACUGAAUCACUGUUGCCUCAGGUUCAACAUGUAUAAAAGGAAUAGUACCCACCUGAUGGUGGGGUCCAGAGUGUUAAAGGCAACAUGUAUAGAACAGGGCGAGUCCCUGAUACCCCAUACCCUUUUCCCCCAUUGUAGGUGUAGGGGUGUAGAAAAUUUUCAGCUAGCCUUUUAAAUAAAAAUGCUGUGAAUACUUAAGGUAUGUCAAAAAAAAAAACAUUGGACAAAGAUCAGUAGCCAGUGUUCUUAUCACUCCUCUGCUUAUCAAAACAAAAUAUUCCCGGUCCUGCCCUGGCUGGUGUGGCUCAGUGGAUUGAGUGCCAGCUUGGGGUCACUGGUUCAAUUCCAGGUCAGGGUACAUGUCUGGGUUGCGGGUUAGGGGUAUGCAAGGCACAUUGCUAUUUCUCUCACUUUCUUCCUUUCCCUUUCUAAGUAAAUAAGAUCUUUUUUAAAAAAAAACCACGUCAGGUCCCUGCCCAGCUGCAUACCUCUUCUAUCUCCCACCCCUCCCCGGGCUAACAUAAGGGCCACGAUCCCUUGUAAUUCAUUGUGCUCCAAGAUCUGGAAAACCAGAAGGGUUUUUUUUUACUUGGUGACAGGCCUGGCCUGAAGCUUUUUAUAAUCUUUAUUUUUUCCCACUUAGUGUAGAAUACACAUACAAUAUACUGAAGAAAUGUUAGUGGUUAUGGAAAGUCUCCCUAGAAUCUGGGGGGACUUCAACAUAGAGUGAAUACACAAAGAAAAUUAAGGUUUCUAAAUUGUUAGACGUAAUCUGUGGAUCCCUUGACCAGUGUGGCUCAGCUGGGUGUCUUACUGCAAAGUGAAAGGUUGCCAGUUUGAUUCCCUGUCAGGGCGUAUGCCUGGGUUGUGGGUUCAGUGGGGCACAUGUGUGAGGCAACCAACUGACAUUUCCCUCCCUCUCCCUAGAAAUAAAAUCUUUUUUAAAAAGGAUUUAUUUUUUAGAGGGGAAGGGAGGGAGAAAAGGAGAGAAACAUCCAUGUGUGGUUGCCUCUUGCAUGUCCCCUACCAGGGACUGGGCCUGCAACCUGGGCGUGUUCCCUGACUGGGAAUGGAACCCGUGACAGUAGUUCACAGGCUAGCAUUCAAUCCACUGAGCCACACCAGGCGGGGCUAAAAUCUUUUUUUAAAGUGAAAAGAUCUUAAGACACUUAUUUAAAAAAAAAGCCAUGGCAUUGUUCUGCGUAGACAUUUCUAAUAUGCCAUCAAGUCAGAUUUUUAAACUCAAUUUUAAACUUUCUGUAAACAAAACUCACCUCUGAAAGUUUACUCUGUCUAGUUCUUAGUUUUCCAAGCACAGAAUUUGUGACCUAUUUUUAACUUUAUGACUGCAGUCCAUGGUAAUAAGUACAUUUUUCUUCAUUGGGGUACAGUGCACCCAUUUGUGUAAGUGGAAGAAAGCUUUAAUGAAUGAGAUGUGCAAAGUUCCCUGAUGUUUCUUAGUUUAUUGUACUUUAACAAAGUCAGCUAGACUGAAACCAUUCAUAUGCUAUGGAGGCUGCAGUUUGAAAAAAUGCUCUGUUUAUAAUUGUUGAAUCUAGGUGAUUGGUACAUGAAAGUUCAUUCUAUCAAUACUAGUAUAAGUUUGAGAUGUUCCAUAAUAAAAAGUUAAAAAGAAAA